AUGUAUCGUGACCAUUGAGCAACAUGUCAGGCAGGAAGAUUCUAAGGCGGUUUUCUUCAAGCAUUUCUGAUUUGCUAGCGAUCCAGAAACGAACGAAUGUGGACGAAAACGACAAUGGUACCGCUCUUCAUAGGGCUGUCCAGAUGGGCAACGCUAUCAUGGCGAAGGGUCUACUUGACAAUAGAUCGGUGUGGGUCGAUGAAGAAGACGGCCAUGGAAAAACAGCCCUACAUUACUCUGUGGAACAGAACUCGACUGAACUUAUUGAGGUGUUAAUUGCCGGUGGGGCCAAUGUAGACUGCGUGGAUUUUCAAGGAACAUCUGCUUGCCACUUGGCUUGUAAAGAAGGAAGUGUCGACGCGUUCGAAAUAUUGAUGAUCCACCGCGCAGAUGCAUUCUGCAUCGACAAACUCGGCAAGACGCCGUUCGACCUUGCAUGUGAAUUUGGCAAAGAGCGGAUGGUGGACUACAUGCUGAAGUCGAUGGAAGACCUUUCCAUUCUCCGACAUGCAGGGGAAGCGCAUAAAGCUUCAGCAUUGCAUCUUGCUGCUCGAAAUGGUCAUACUCACAUUGUGUGCAAACUGCUCGAAUACGGCUGGGACGUGAAUCGAACUACCGCUCUCGGUAGCGCUCUUCAUGAAGCUGCUGGUUAUGGUCGAGCUCAAGUCGUUCGUUUCCUGCUACAUGCAGGAAUAAACGCAUCACUCACGAAUGCAGCUGGUCUAACAGCAUCAGAGUACGCAAAGAAGAACGCGCAUCGUAAUCCGAUUACAAUCAAAGAGAUUCGAUUUCUACUCAAAGAGUGCAAAAACUUCGUGUACGGCGAGGCCAUCGAACAACAUCGUGGAGUGCGCGCCGACGAGCUCUCGUUCGACGUCGGCGACUUGGUGUUGAUAGUCGAUCGAAGGCACUCACCUGAAGGCAAGUGGAAGGGCGUGGUUUUUGGGCAGAAAGGCAAUUCGCGCAGUGGACAUUUUCACUCAUCGGCUGUGAAGAUUAUUGACAAACCAGAAUCCGUGAUUUCCAUGUCGUCUCGAGUCGCUGUCGCACCGUUUCAAAGUUCGGCGCCUCUUACAGGACGGCAAGCCAAAAAAGUGAAUGUCCCUGUGGUGCCAGAUAUGAGUAUGGUUGAUAGGAAGUACGAGGAUGUAAAUCGAAAUGUCAGAAGCAAUCUGAGCUGUCGUUCAAUGGCCUCACCCUCCCAACUAAGCGAUGAUCGAUGUAGCAGCGAUUCUGCGAACUGCAACAGGACUUCUCGGCCACCUAUCGUCGGCACAAACUCAUCGUCUUCAUUCGCCAGCUACGGCACUGAAGUCGGCCAUCUUCUCGGCACAAAAAACGGCGGCAUGGCGUCGUUGGCGUAUCCCUCGACAUCAGUACUACCUGAUCCGUCCCAUCGGAUCUCGACAGGUUCGAACUCUAGCCAGGGAAGCUCCGGAUUCGAAAGCAUGAAGUCGCAUGGAACUACUUCUGCUUCAUCGUCGUCUUCGUCGUUCCAUACCUCCUCCCUCCUUACCCCUAGUCACACAGACUCACCGCCUAGCCGUAUAAGCGUACAUUCGAGUGGAAGUGGUGGCAGUGGAUCAUCGUCGCUCGCUUCGUCAUCGGUUGAUGCGCUUGACGAGUCGUUUUACUCAUCGGCUUCGGAGGCGCCAGUAAAUGUCACACAGAUGGUGGCGAAAGGCGUGCCGGAGGCUGAAAUUCUAGCCAUCUGGUUAGAUAAGAUUGGUAUGGCCGAGUAUCUGGCGCUAUUCCUCACACAAGGCUACGAUCUGUCCUCAAUAGCACGAAUAACCCCGGAAGACCUGUUAACUCUUGGAAUCACAAAUCCGGCUCAUCGAAAACGGCUCAUGACGGAUAUUCAUAGUUGGCAGAUCACAGACAGCUGGCCAUCUGUGCCUCCCCAAGGCGGAUUGAGUGAAUGGUUAACGUUGCUGGCUUUACCAGAGUACAUAAGUGUUUUCGACUCACAGGGAUAUGAUACAGUACAGGAAGUCAUGAAUUUGAGUUGGGAAGAUUUUGAGGAUAUAGGAGUGAAGAGGUUGGGACAUCUGAAACGACUAGGCUUGGCGAUCAAGAAACUAAAGGAUUAUCGACGUUCGAUGAAUAAUCCAGUAGACCCGGUGGCGAAUGCAAGCAAAGUCCAUCCAGUGCAGGUGCCCUCGCCAAUGCUUUCUGCACGCUCCGUCGCAUCGCCGCAGGAGCAACCAGUUCCCCCGUCAAGGAGAAAUGACCCGCCACCUCCAGCUCCUUCCAGUUUAUACCGGACAAAAGCGAACCUGAAUGGGAACAUCGAUUAUAUAAGCUACUCAAGGGGAUCGAAAAACCCACCUGCUCCUCCAUCAAGGGCUAGUGAAGAGAGCUCUGGAACUUACAGCGAGUUGAGAAGAACCUCAAAAGGAUCUUAUGACCCUAUAUUUGAUAAGAUCGAGCCGAUAAGGUUAAAUUUGGUGUCAACUGGAAAAAUUCUUAGUGAAGCAAGCCGUGAACGCGACACCCCAUCAAGUCUUGGUGCUCCAAAUGCUGACUGCCCUCCACCUCCUGCCCCUCUACACUGCGAAGGAUCCAUUCGUCGUCUGCAACAUGCAUUCCAGUCAUCUGCAGGAAGCAGCGGUGGAUCAUCCUCUAGUUUAGAACAACUGCCAUUUGCCAAUGAAAAUUGUGGAACAAUAAAGUCUAGAGAAGAAUCUGCGAGAAAAUCAAGCAUAUCGCAACCGCAAACGCCUCGAAAAUCACUGCCAAUGAAGAUUCCUGAUUGCUCAGCGUCUAGCUGUGAGAAGUCGGCGCAUCCAGUCGGUCCUAACGGGAACGUCCUGUCCGAUAUUGGUUUUAUGCUACAAAACCUGACAGAUGAGUUGGAUGCAAUGUUGGAUCCGGCAAAACCUACAGUGAAGAUGCCUCCUCUCUUUCCUGUACCAAAAUAGUCCUUCAUCUACGAAACUUCCGUGCAUUUCGGUUAAAUCUGCCUAGUUCAGCCUCCUUUGUGUUGGAUUCGUCCGAUUCACGUAUAAAUCAUAUCUGAAUUUUUUUUUCGUUUCAUGACGCUGCUGAGUACGGUGUAUCAUUAGGAGCUACUGUGGAUGAUUGUAGUCUGACUUCUGCGAUCACCACUUUUUGUUUGUAUCACAUCUUUCGGACAAUCAUUUGUGUCAUAGUUCUGUUCGUUCUUUGUUUAAAUGAGCAGUGCGAUUUUUGAGGUUGAGCAGGUAGUGCUAGUUCUCACUCAUUCUUUGCUGAUUAAAAGCCGGUCAAUUCAAUCAUAAUUGCUGCGAACGGCGAUCAGUUGAAAUCCGUAUAUUUUUGUAAAUGAGCCCUGAAUGUUAC
Cylicocyclus nassatus is the source of this 3324-nucleotide messenger RNA. Lineage: Eukaryota; Metazoa; Nematoda; Chromadorea; Rhabditida; Strongylidae. The record is from the annotation of a GenBank genome assembly.